Messenger RNA from Gossypium arboreum, 1893 nucleotides. RefSeq names its product ABC transporter I family member 10. NCBI's taxonomy places the organism in Eukaryota, Viridiplantae, Streptophyta, Magnoliopsida, Malvales, Malvaceae. The record is from RefSeq and is a predicted model, not a curated record. Gene Ontology annotation, cellular component: chloroplast envelope; membrane. Gene Ontology annotation, biological process: transmembrane transport. The transcript is spliced from 8 exons. Bases 946 to 1734 code for a protein of 262 amino acids. Gene Ontology annotation, molecular function: ATP hydrolysis activity; ATP binding.
AACAUAACCAUAGCAAAGAGUAGCAUGAAUCUGUCUACUUUUGCUCGUACCUCUCUGCUUCAUCUAUCUCCUCUUCGCUCAACUUCUUCUACGAGGGAUAAUGCAACUGAAAGUGUUGCCAUCGAGGGUUGUAAUAUAAACUACUCGGUUAAUUUGAACAAAAUUUGGUCUGAAUAUAUCUAAAAUAAACUUUUUUUGCAAACAAUGAAUUAAGCAUUUAAUUAAUCCAAAAAAGGCAGUUAAUCAAGCAAGGGGCUUUACUUUGAGCUAAGCAAAAAGGUGGGCAAUAAAGGCCAGUCAAUACGGAAAAAGAACCAGUGUCAAGGAAAACACAAGCUCUAUCAUUCAACCACUCAGCAGCCAACGCGAAAACAAAGAAAUUUCAAAAGCAUAAAUAAAAAAAAUCCCAACAAGUCUAAUAAAAAAGGAAAUCUGGGAGGUUUUCAUUGAAGAGCCUGUUGUUUGUAUUUUAUUUUUUUUGUAUACGUUAUCAAACAAACUCAUUGAGAACUCUCAGCCCUCUCAACUUCCCUUUUUUUUAAUAUUCUUCUUUUUGUUCUUUGCUUUUCUCGCUCAAAUCUCAAAAGCGUCUUUUCUUUAUUUCUCUCCAAGUUUCUUAAAUCUAUUCUUCUUUGGAUUCUCACUGUUGGGUUUCUUUCUCUGAUCGUUACAGUAUAGAAUUUGAAUGCUGCUUAUGCAUUCAAAUUCCGGAGCUAUCAAUUUCUGAGUUUGAUGGGUUCAAGAUGAGAUACGACAUGACAUGACAUGACCCGCCUGUUUCAUACGACCCUUUUCCGUAUGGUAUGGCUACCGAAGAUUUCAAGGUCUCAAAGUGCUGAGAGUGGAUGCUUGGUGCAGCUGCCGCCAACUGUAACAUUCCCCCCACAGCAUAGAGAAUAGAUAAUCCAUAAAAUCCCGUUCAACAUAACCAUAGCAAAGACUAGCAUGAAUCUGUCUACUCUUGCUCGCACCUCUCUGCUUCAUUUAUCUCCUCUUCGCUCAACUUCUUCUACGAGGGAUAAUGCAGCUGAAAGUGUUGCCAUCGAGGGUCGUAAUAUUAACUUCUCGGUUAAUACGAGGCAAGGCAAAAUGGUGCCAAUUCUCAAGGAUUGUUCAAUUCGGAUUCCUUCCGGACAGUUGUGGAUGCUUCUUGGACCUAAUGGUUGCGGUAAAUCUACCCUUUUAAAGAUCUUGGCAGGUCUUUUGACCCCUACAAACGGGGCUUUAUACGUUAGGAGGCCAAAGAGUUAUGUAUUCCAAAAUCCAGACCAUCAGGUUGUGAUGCCUACAGUUGAAGCAGAUGUUGCAUUUGGCCUUGGGAGAUUAAACUUAACUAACUCUGAAGUUAGAUCCAGGGUGUCAAAAGCUUUGGAAGCUGUUGGCAUGUCUGAAUAUCUACAGAGGCCAGUUCAAACACUUAGUGGUGGUCAAAAGCAAAGGGUUGCCAUUGCUGGUGCUUUAGCUGAAGCAUGUAAAGUUCUGCUUCUCGAUGAGCUUACGACUUUUUUGGAUGAAAGUGAUCAGAUGGGGGUGAUAAAAGCGGUUCAGAAUCUUUUGGAUAUAUCAGGAGAAGUCACAGCAUUGUGGGUGACCCAUCGUUUGGAAGAACUCGAGUAUGCCGAUGGUGCAGUAUACAUGGAAGAUGGAAGAGUGAUUAUGCAUGGUGAUGCAGCAAGCAUAAGUAAGUUCAUCAAAGGCAAGCAAUCUUCAUAUAUCGACCGUAUAAAUUCUUGAGUCCAUUGCCUCCUCUUUUUUUUCCCUUCCUCUCUAUAUGUUGAUUAUCUUUUGUAUAAUAAAUUUACAAUGUUUGAGCAACGAUUACCAUGUCAUCUUACUGUGUUUUGGUAAAGCAAAUGUAUGUUUAUGAAUAUGAUUUUGGAGUCUGUUUGAACA